GGACACGGCUCACCUUCUUCUUCUCUCUAUCUCUCUGAAAUUUAUAUUUUUCAUUUUUGUUGGAAGAAACGAGUGGAAAAGAGAGAGGAUGAAAGUGAGUGGACUUCUGUUAUGAUUAUUAUUCAUAUUUUGUUUUGUUUUUAAUAUUUGUCUACACAUGAAGAAGAAUUUGUUUGAGGGGGAACAAUGUCUGAAAGUAUUGUAAGGAAAGUCCAACCAUUCACUAUCGGGACCAAGCUCUCAGUGCCAUCCGUACCAAAGUGUCCAGACUUCACAGAGGGCUACUUGCCCAGCCAGGCACUGGACAACUGCAAACUGCGGCACAAUCUGAACAACCAUGUGUCUCUUUUCCUGGGACGAGCUCAAGUGCGCUCUGGGAACUCACGGCUAGUACCACCACCACCACCACCAGCACCAUCACCAACAUCAUCUUCAUCGACCACAACGACUUCACCACACACAACGACAACAACAACAACAACAACAACAACAACAACAACAACAACUCAGGUUAUCCCAGCAAAACACCAGCAGCAAAACAUGGCUGAGGAGGACCAUCUGAAUAGAAACGCCAUCAGCCCAGGCUCAGCAGCCUCCAGGUCCAUUCGGAAGAUCACUAUCUCAAGCAGCCCAGAGAGCAACACACCCCGGCCAGACCAAGGACUAAGCAUCCCACGGGUGAGAGUCAACCCCCAGGUAGAAAACAACAAUAACAACAACAACAUCACAACCUCCACCUCCAACCCACAACUGCCUCGGAUAGUUGGAGUGAGCUGUGAAAAUAAACCCAGCUCUCAUUUCAAGGUUUUGCUUCGGAAAGAUUCUGAUGAAGACAAACAGAACAACAGUGUUCAAGAAACGAGAGGGAAAUACCAGUGUGUUCCUCAGACGCCAAUCUUCAAGGCCCUGUCACUGAAAAGAGAUCUUCCAAAGGGUGAGAGUCCACCGAGUGAGAACAAGGACAUGCCACCAAGUUCUAAAGGCACAGCAAUCCAGGACGAUCACUGUUUCGCCCAGCGCAAUGCCCUCUUUAACAAGGAGAUAUCUCAGGCUGAAGCAUGGAUCAAAGGGAAACUGAGGGACUUGAAGGACGGGUGUAAUAUUCAGAGAUCUCCCCUCACAGACUGGGAGGAGGUGUCUCAAACCCUCCAAAGAGACCUCAAGGACUUUGAGAAUACCCUCAUUCAGCUGAACCAGAUGGGCGAUCAGUUGCUGUGUAAGACCAACCCUACCUCGGACCUGGUGAAGAAACAGCUGAGUCAGGUGAGGGACCAAUGGCAGAACCUCAAACAGACGGCGGCCAAUCAGACCAAAGCUCUGGGGGGAGCCAAGAACCUGCACGAGUUCAACAGAAAAGUCGAGCGUCUAGAAGCUUGGAUCAAAGAAAAGCAGGAAGAGGAGCAGUCGCUGGCCAACCUCCUCGGGGAGAACAUUGACAAAAUGCAGCUGACGAGGAGGAUCUUAGAUUUGAAACAGGAUGAGCAGUUGUAUCGCAAUCUUCAUGAAGAAAUCAAUCACUUGGCUUUGAAGCUGGAGAAACAAGGGAAGACGGAGGGACGGAACAUCUCUUCUCGAAGGAAGCACAUUAAUAAAAUGUGGUUGAAGGUCCAGUCUCUCCUCAAGGACUAUCAUGAAAACCUGCAGCUUGCACUGGAUGUCUCCUCCUUUUAUCAACAGGCAGAUAACAUUAUGGGCGCCAUCAAUAACAUGCGGAGAAGCAUAUCUGCAAGUCCUGGUCAAGCGAGCGGCGGAGAUGGAGAGAUCCGAGACAUAGCCAGUCAGAUUAUGAUGCUCGACGUGACCGUCUCUCAGCUGUCAAAUCUCCACCCUUCCCUGGCUGCCAGGGUGACCCAGAAGCAGGGCGAGGUCAAAGACUGCUGGGCCCUGCUCCAAAAGGCUGUCAGGAGCGAGAAGCCAGCUCCCCCCAGUUCCCAUUUUGCCAGGGAAGACAGUGACCCGGCGACUCCGUCCAGAGAGCCCCAGUGCAGCGUGGGAACGCCGGCGCACAGGCUCAUGGGAAAGGAGGUGAAAGAGGAGCAGAACCGGCUCAAGGGAUGUGCGGGCGGGCGGGAAACAGCAACCACUCGAGCGCUGACGCUGACGGGCUGCAGCCUGGACGAGAGUGGCCAGAGCGCCACAGCGAGUGAAGUCAUCGCGCGACCUCAGACGGAGGCGGAAAGGAAGCCGAGGUCCGAGGAGAAGCAGGUUGCCGUGGCAGCAGUGCCGGGGACCGGAGGGGACCACCCACAGCUCCACACGCAGCUCCAGAAAUUUACCGUGUCCGCAGACAAGACCCUGUCCUGGCUGAAGGACAAUGUCGCCAUGGCAACGCAGAUUUGUUACACAGUGGGCUCCAACUCCAGCUUCGAGGCGGCCAAGAGGUGUCAGGCGGUCCUGGAGCAGGACAUCCUGUGCAACAGAGCACGGAUAGAGCUGGUCAAAAAGGAGGGCCGUAGCCUGGUGAGAGCCCAGCAUCCAGGCAGCGCCAAGAUCAAGGAGUUCCUGGGCCAGCUGGAGGUCCUGUGGGAGGAGCUGAAGAAGCAGCAUCAGAGGAACGUGGUGGUCUUGCAGGCCUCCGAGGAGCUCAACUUCAGGGCGGUGAGGGUCCUGCAGGCUCUGGGUGGUCUGGAGAGCUGGCUGGAGGCGGUGGAGACGUCCAUCCGGGAGAGCUCGGUGGCGGGGGACCCCGAGUCCAUGAGCCUGGCCGAGCGAGAGAGCUGCCUGCUGGAGCGGGAGCUGUCGGCCCGCGGGCUCCACCUGCAGACCCUGAGGCGCGAGGUGGACGUGCUCCACACCCAGAGGCACCUGCACACCGAGCUGCUGCCCGCUCGCAUCCAGGACGUGGAGAGGAAAUACCAGAGUGUGCAGAGCGCGUUGACUCAGCAGAGUUCGGAGCUGCAGGACACGCGUAUGCUCACCGAGUUCCUAGAACGCGUCGAGCUCGAGGAGGGCAGCUACAGCACCCUGGGAGAGCCUCUCCAUAGUGAGAUUGCCUCAGAGCCGUCUCUGUUAGCCCCACCAGCCGUAGGAGGCAGCAUGCCCCUGUUGGAGAGCAUAGGAAACCCUGUGGAGGAGCUCCGGGAGGCUGUGGUGAUGCUGAACGACACAGCCAGGGAACGAGGGCGAUCCGUCUGUCAGGACCAGGCCAUACAGGAACUACUGAGCCGGCAUGCCUCAGUGUCUGUGCGGGUGGAGCAGCGCAAGCAGCGGGCGUCGGAGCUGGCCCAGGAGGUGCAGGCGCGCGAGAGCGAGAUGGCCGUGCGCUGUGAGCCGGAGCGGAGUGGCCUGGAGGCCCUGCAGGAGCAGCAGCAGCAGCUGCAGGCCGAGUGCACUGAGCUGACGGAGGACGUGGAGGCCAUGGAGGGUCUGACCUCUCGUCUGGAGGAGCUGUGUCCAGAGAGGCUGCACGUGCUGGGGGCCGAGGUGCAGGCCACUCUGGGGGCCUGGAGGGAGCUGGGGAGGCACAUGGAGGAGAACCAGGGACGACUGCGACAGUUCGGGCAGCUGCGUGACUUUUUCCGGAACUACCUGGCCAUGAUAUCCUGGACAGAAGACACCCGGUCCUACAUCUUCUCUGAAAGCGCAAAGCACCAGGCCAAAGAUAACCCCGUACCUGUGGCCGAGAUGCUGGAUCUGCAGAUUGAACAGAAGUUCAAUGAAUUUGAUGAGCUCUCUGCUGCGGCAAAGAAACUCAUUGACUCGGAACAUCACUUGACCAAGAUGAUCAAAGAGAGGAUGGAGGAGCUGCGGAGCAUGCUGGGAUGGAUCCUUGUCCACUGGAGGGCUCAGAAAGCUCAGUGGAAGAAGAGGAAGAGGAGAAGUGAGACUAAAGUAGACGAGGAUGCCAUAUACACUGAAGCAACUGUCUGCUCAUCAACACCACAGGUUAGCCCUCCACAGCCAGAUCCAGAGGAACCCUCUACAGGUGGUUCGGCUCCCCAGGACAGACCCAGGAUGGCAGAGCGUUCGGCCACAGCGCCCUCUAGCGGCUCGGAGGAACAGCCCACCGGACCAGAGGCACAGGACGCCGAGAGUGGCUACGAGGUGAUGAAUAGCGUGGGUCAGAGGUCAGGAGGUGAUAGCGCUGACGGGCCGUGUGGCACCGGCGAGAAGCCCAACAACUCUCACCUGCUGGUGCUGAAGGAGCCGGCCUCGCCCUCUCAGAGGGGCACGGUCAACCUCAUCCUCAGCUUCAACAACACUGGAGACAGCCAGCUGCAGGUGCAGGAACCUGAGGGUGACCAGGUGGACAGGGGGUCUGAGCCUAUUCACAGGGUAAGUACAUUCUUGCAUGUUAAGGACAACACUGCCGCAGGCCCCGUGUAUGAGAGCAUGUCACUGCCCAGGCUCAGCAGCACCAGAGCUCAGGCGUCGGUCUCCUCCUCCUCCUCCUACAACUCCCCCUCCACCACCUCCUCCACCUCCACCUCCACCUCCUCCUCCAGCACGUCCCCGGCGGUCAGCGCCGCCUCUGACGGCCAGGCGCCUCAGGUGAGCAGCGUCUCCUUCCACACGCUCCCCAGGGGCGCGUCCGGCCACGGCGCGACCUCCGCCGCCGCUAGCACCUCCUCUUCCGCCGCCGCCGCCGCCUCGGCCUCCAUCUUCAGCAGCCUGAAGAGGAGGAGCAAGAAGAGGAAGAAGAAGAGAGACGCGCGCCGGCACACCAUCCAGAGGAUCAUGGGGGUGGAGCAGCAGGCGGAGGGGGAGGAGGAGGAGGACCCUCCGCAGCAGCAGCGUCGGCAGGAGGAGUCCGCGGAGCAGGAGGCCGUCGUCUACGACACGCACACGUGGCCCCUGAAGGAGAGGAGGAAGAGGAAGAACGCGGCGAAGUCCGCCGCCGCCGCGGUUGCCGUCGAGAAGCCCGAGCUCACGGACUACGUGAAGAACCCGCUACUGAGCGACAUCGACGCGGAAUGCUCCACGGAGCUCCAGUCGGUCCGACCCUUCAGCCAGGGUCCGGACACGACCAACCGAGCCUCCGUCCCUGGAAACCGCGUCAAGGGCCACUGCAGAUUCCUCUCCCUGGGAUCCGUCCUGAGCUUCGAGCUCCCCAAGGACGUGGGCCUCAUCCCCUGCAUCCCGGACGUCAUCACCAUCGCGCCCCCGGAGUCCCGCCGGACAGACCCCAAAAACCAGGAGCACAGCGCAGACAGGUCAGUGGCACUGAGCACCUUCAAGCUGGCCCGCUCGCCACCCACACGCAAGGAAGAGGAGCCCAGCCUUAGUCCCCAGGCUGAGGCUGUUAUUCAAAUCCAACUUCCGGGGAAUCAGGAGGCUGCCGAUGGUGCUGAUGAAGACUUUCCUCCUCCUCCAUCCCCUGUCGCUGAGGACCUCUGCCGGGCGUCCUCGCAGGGCGACCUCACCAGCGUCCAGCUGAAAAGGCUCUCCGGGGUCAGCGGUCUGCACGAGGAGGCGGCCUUGGAAUGGGACAAAAUGGCCGCCGCGUUGACGCAGAGCGAAAGCAACCCGCGCGCCGCCAAGAGCCCGGCCAAGGUCGGAGAGAACGGACCGUACGGCCAGCUGUCGCUCGGCGAACACGGAACGCGUCCCGCGACGGAGGCCGCAGCCUCCAGCGCAGUCGCCGCGGAGACACCUCACGUGUGCCCCAGCGUCCACACGCUGAUCAAGGACCUGAGCGGACACAAGUACCGUCGGCCGUCGGACUCGGCGGGCGGCAAGGAGAGCCCCGCGGCCGUGACCCAGAGCCACACGUCCCACAUGGUGCUCAGCUUCAAGGCCAGCGGGAGCAGCAGCGGCAGCAGCCGGGAGGACUCGGUGGACUCGGGUCACUCCAGCUCCGGCAGCUUCAAGUUCUGCGUGGAGGCGCCCGGUCCGGACACCCCCGACGACCCCCUGCCCAGGAGAGCGGUCGGACGGGUACGGGCGGCGGAAGCGGGCGGCAGGUCGAAGACCGCGAUGGCGGCGGCUGCAUCGGCAGACGACCCCGUGCACCCUGACCACCAGCAGUUCGAGGAGGAAGAGGAGGAGCUGGAGGACAUCUGGAACCAGAGCCACGGCUACCGGCAGAGCGUCUGCUCGGACAUCAUGUACCAGGGCUAUCAGGCAGAGCCGUCCAGCACGCCUCCGUGCCAACAGAGGGCGCCAUCGCCCAAGGAGCAAGCCGUCAUCUACAGGAAGCUGGUCACUGCCUCUGCGCCCAACCUGCUGGUGGCUGAGUUCAGACUGCCUCCCUCCAUCCAGAGUCUGCUAGGUUAUGGGAAGGACCAGAGUCCCAAAGACGAGGCCCCAGCCCUGGGCAAGAGAGACCGCCGGUCCUGGGCUGCCUUUUCCCACCAGGACCAGUCCAGCAGGCAGACGACUUUAGUGUUGAAUGAAACGGCAUCGUUCCCUGUCAGGUUGCCAGAGAUGGAGGACCCCCAUAAAUAUAUUUACCAGUAUAAGGAGGAGGAGGAGGAAGAGGAGGUGGAGAGGCAGAGAGGGGAGGAAGGAGAGGAGGUGGAUGUGGACACAGGUUGUCCAAAGGAUCUUCUGUCGGUUCACAUGGGGCUGGACGGACCCUCAGGACAGGCCCAGCACUGCGCUGAGGACCAGGGCUACAUGACCAUCACAGGAGGGCGCUGUUCUGCCACGAAUGGACAGAAGCCUGAAUUCCCCUCCAUGGAGGGUACUCUGGAGAGGAAGCAUAGACUCCAGCCGGGAGGAAAGAAGGCACCAUGUCGGACCUGGAACACAUACCACGCUAUCCUGUACCGACAGACUCUUAGCUUCUAUAUAGACAGAAAGGAUACCCUGAGGAGUUCAGCAUCCAGCCUGCCACUAAACCUUGCAGGGGCUGAAUGUGUCCCAGUUCCAGAGUAUGCCAAGAAGCCCAACUGCUUCAGCUUAAGGUUACGUGAUGGAUCUGAGUAUUUACUGAGUGCUUCCUCGCGCUUCAUGAUGAAGAAGUGGAUGUUGAGAAUCCAUGCCAACACAGGAUCUGAAGAUGCUGUCCCUUCCCUGCCUAUGUUCUCCAGCUCCUCUCUACAGGAUGACUCUGUGAACAUGAAUCGUAUCCCAUCCUUGGCCUGUUACUGUAUCGGCAAAUGUCACUGUCCGGCCCGGGAUGAUGUCACGACCUGCUUUCAGACGGGAGCUGGGCAUCCUAAAGAGAGCGUUCUCCUCAACAGAGAUGGCCCUCGCCUCCCCUUCUGGCACCAGGGAAAAGCCGUGGACAUCUCCCUCAGUGGCUCACUUCUACGCGCAGGCUACAGUGAAGAUGCCUUUGACCCACUCGGCAUGGCGUCUCUCUCAACUCACUCUCCCCUCAGCCACAGUCAGGACUGGCUGAGUUGCAGCAACAAGCGCCGUUCCCACUCCUUCACCUCAGCCACAUAUCAGAGAAUCAGACCUGUGAGACUGCCCCCUUCAGGUGGAAGCCAGGACAGCAGCUCUAACUACUCCGUGACCCUCUUCAUCGGAGACCAGCCGUCAAUGUGCAACAGCACGGAGACACCACAGAGAGCGGCUUUUGGCAGUGGGCUGGAGCGCCCCCUAGACUUGCCUUUGAGGAACUAUGCCAGCCUGCCACGGCCCCGCAACAAGUCUGUCUUCAAGAAAUUCUUUAGUAAGAAGGAGUGAAAGGAAAGGAGUGGUGUUACAGAAACACUGCUGCUCAGAUCCCCUCCUUACUGACUCUUUUCAUGUGCAGAGCACUGAUGACUGAUGAAAAAUAUUUGACAGAGAUGUUUAUUUAGUUCAUAUUUAUGCUUGACAGACAUAUUUGAUACGAGGGGACACAAUUUCCUGUUUUCUUUUGCAUCACAAGUCAUAUUAUUUGCAGAGUGGGGAAAAAUGGACCUUAAAACAGACUUUCUUUGUUGUUUUUUCACAUGAAUAUAUAGAACAACGCUUCAGAAGAACUAUUCAAUCAACCGUCUUGACAUAAUGAAUAAUUUCAUUUGUAUAUUAUUUUCUUGAUCUUUGAGAUCUCACUGGUUACUAUGGUGAUCAGCUGUCUCUUGGUUUGAUGUACUGUGUGUUGGUGUGUGUUUGUUAGCCUUGUAUUUUUCUCUCACAGAUUUCUGAAAAUCAUAACCCAACCACCCAUCUGGUAUGCUCUGACAUGUAUGCACUGUUUCAUUUUUGUUCUGUUUAAAGGCUGCGAUCCCAUGCGAUUGCUAGGUUUAUGGUCAUGGUUCAUUCUUUUCACUGAGACAUCGGUGACGGGAUUACGUGCCUGUUUAAUUUUGCAAUCUUUUUAGUUCACAAGUAUGCUUUGGUUAGCAUGGUUAGUCCUGUAAGCUGCGUUCUUCUCUCUUUCUAACUACUAGCUAGGUUAGCUACUGUGGUUAAACCCAUCAGCAAAUCAAAAUGUAGUCCAGAAGGUGUUUAAUUUCAUUCACAGUCAUCACAGCUUCCAGGGUUCCCACAGUCAUGGAAAACCUGGAAAAAUCAUAGAAUUGUAAAAUCCCAUUUUCCAGGUCAGGAGGAAUCAUAGAAUUUAGUCAAUUCAUUGAAUGUUUUGGUAAAGUCAUGAAAUUUCAUUUAGUCAUUAGAGGCCAGAGGACAUGGGAAUGGUGUAGAUGCAGCAGAAUUCAAUCACUUUCUUCAUAGAUAUAGAAUGGUGGGGGGAAACCAGAAAACAUUUAAUCCAAUCUCAUUGUUUAAGUCACAUUUCAAUUAGCCCCAACCUGCAAUUUUGUUACAGGCUGUGAAAAGUCAUGGAAGUUUCAGUUAAGAUGGGUGGGAACCUUGAGCUUCAGCCAUAUCUUUGUUGUAUCUUGUUUUAACACAACACUAUCACAGUCUUGGAAACCAGUGGUAGUUGGAGUUGGAGUUAGUUGGAGGGAGAGUUGGUUUUAUGACGAACACAAAGGAACUAUACAGGAAGCCUUAUAUGCCACUCAGACUGUCGUCUUCUUUUCAUUCUAAUUAUUACAACAGUUUGAUACUGUUUGUGUUUGUUUUGAUAUUGUUAACUCUGAGAACUGUCACUGCACAACUAAUAUUUGUAAUAAAUCGAUAUUUUGGUUGA
Sardina pilchardus (European sardine) is the source of this 8974-nucleotide messenger RNA. RefSeq lists its product as uncharacterized. Gene Ontology annotation, molecular function: actin filament binding; phospholipid binding. Gene Ontology annotation, biological process: muscle cell development; actin cytoskeleton organization. The transcript is spliced from 33 exons. Bases 187 to 7578 code for a protein of 2463 amino acids. Gene Ontology annotation, cellular component: cortical actin cytoskeleton; Z disc; cell projection. NCBI's taxonomy places the organism in Eukaryota, Metazoa, Chordata, Actinopteri, Clupeiformes, Clupeidae. The record is from RefSeq and is a predicted model, not a curated record.